Molecule: messenger RNA, 882 nt
Organism: Pseudocercospora fijiensis CIRAD86
Lineage: Eukaryota; Fungi; Ascomycota; Dothideomycetes; Mycosphaerellales; Mycosphaerellaceae
Exons: 1
Coding region: 1-882 (293 amino acids)
Biological process (GO): tRNA processing
Molecular function (GO): tRNA dihydrouridine synthase activity; flavin adenine dinucleotide binding
Source: RefSeq, a predicted model, not a curated record
AUGGUCCGCUACUCAAAACUUCCCUUCCGUCUUCUCGUCUCUCAGUAUGGCGCUGACGUCGUCUACACGCCUAUGAUGCUGGCCCAUGAGUUCAUUCGUUCUCAAACAGCCCGAGACUCAGAUUUUACGACUCAUCCUCUGGAGCGUCAAGAAGGCAAAAUCCUCAUAGCGCAAUUCGCCUCUUCAGAACCAGAAGAGCUUGCGCGCGCAGCAGACCUUAUCAGUCCCUGGGUCGAUGGCGUGGAUCUAAAUUGUGGAUGCCCGCAAAGCUGGGCGAUCAAAGAGGGAAUCGGUUGUUCUUUAAUGGAGCAGCCGGAGAAAGUGGGGGAGAUGGUAAGAGUUACCAAGGGCAGAUUAAUUGGAAGAGGGAAGAGUGUCAGUGUCAAGAUUCGAAUUGACAAAAAUCUGCAGAAGACGGUGAAGUGGUUGGGCGUUGUUCAGGAUGCUGGUGUCGAUUAUAUCACCGUUCACGGGAGAACGAGAAGCCAGAGAUCAAGCACACCGCCAGACUAUGCUGCUAUCGGCGUUUUGAGGACGUUUAUCAGAGUGCCGAUGGUGGCCAAUGGAGAUGCUUAUUCGAAAGAAGACGUUGGAAGGAUUGCGAGAAUUACAGGUGCAGAUGGAGUCAUGGCUGCUAGAGGACUGAUGGAGAAUCCAACCAUGUUCGCCGGGUACCCAAUUCCGCCGGAAAGGAGUGUUGGGGAUCUCUUGCAGUGGGUAGUCAGGUGCCCGAUUCCUUUUCCACUGGUCCUGCACCACGUUCACGAGAUGACUGCAAAGAUGGAAGGCAUGACAAAGAAAGAGAAGAGAAGAUUGAUGCAAUGUGGAGAUCUGAUGGAUCUGAUUGACCUCGUAGAAGAGAAAUGGGGACUCGAACGAUGA